This is a messenger RNA of Suncus etruscus (white-toothed pygmy shrew), 2523 nucleotides long. It is a transcript of the gene IL31RA, whose product is annotated as interleukin 31 receptor A. Gene Ontology annotation, cellular component: external side of plasma membrane; signaling receptor complex. The record is from RefSeq and is a predicted model, not a curated record. NCBI's taxonomy places the organism in Eukaryota, Metazoa, Chordata, Mammalia, Eulipotyphla, Soricidae. Gene Ontology annotation, biological process: cytokine-mediated signaling pathway. The coding region runs from base 1 to 2523 and encodes 840 amino acids. Gene Ontology annotation, molecular function: cytokine receptor activity; cytokine binding. The transcript has 17 exons.
AUGAUCUACUCCAUCCAAUCCUUUCCUAAUGGUGCCCCUGCCCUCACUCUCUGCACACCUGCUCCUUGCCUGACAUCCUCUCCUCUGCACACUCCUGCUGGCAGAGCUGCAGUGGAUCCUAAAAUUUGGAGAUUUUUCAUUCUUUUUAGUGGUUCCAAUGGCACGUUUCCUGUAAAACUGAGUAUUCUCAUCAAGGCUAAUGUUUGCUUUCUAUGUAACUCUAAUGCACUCCUCUUCCCAGCCGAAGUGGGUGAGUUCCCCCACCAUGGGCAGGGCUUAAAAACCACGGAGAAUUCCAGACAGGACAGGUUCACACAACCUGCCUGUGUGAACACAGUGAUCAUGUGGCCUGGGACACUGUGGGUAACACUCCCACUGCUCUGCAGGGUCAGCCUGGCAGCUUUGCCAGCUAAACCUGAGAACAUUACUUGCAUCCUCUAUUUUAAGAAGAAUUUAACUUGCACUUGGAGUUCAGAACAUGAAGAAGCUGUUAACUACACUGUUAAGAGAAUUUACUCUGCUGGAAAUAUCAGUCAUACUUGUACAGCUGAUAAUUCUGAAAACAAAACAUAUGCUUCGUGCUCUUUUUAUCGUCCAACAAUAAUACCACCGGAUAAGCAUAUCAUUCAAGUGGAAGCACAAAAUGCAGAUGGUACAACUAAAUCUGAUAAAAUAGUUGAGAACUUGACUGCCAUUAUGAAAAUUGAUCCACCUGAGAUUUUGAGUGUGAAACCAAUUUUGGAUGUCAAACGAAUGGUUCAAGUAAAAUGGGAAAGGCCUAGUCGGGCACUUUCGACAUAUACUUUUAAGUAUGUGCUUCGCUUUAGAGCUGUAAAUGCUACCUUUUGGACGGAAGUUAACUUCACCAAACUGGACUUCGAGAUCCCUGACAGGCACAACCUCACUGGACUACAAGCGUUUACGGAAUAUGUGGUGGCUCUGCGGUGGGCAGUGAUCGAGUCAGUGUUCUGGAGUGACUGGAGUCCUGAAUGUCAGGGGACAACAGAGGAGGAAGCUCCAUAUGGCCUAGAUGUGUGGAGAGUCCUGGGCCCAACUGACGUGGAUGGAAGAAGGCCUGUGCGUGUGUUAUGGAAGAAGGCAAAAGAAGCCCCAUUUCUGGAAAAAGCACUUGGCUACAACAUAAGGUACUUUCCAGAAGACAACACUAAUCUCACAAAAAUCAUGAAUACCAGUAAUCAACAGCUUGAAUUGUAUCUGGGGCGCAAGCCCUAUUGUGUGUCUGUGACUUCUUACAAUUCUCUGGGCAAGUCUCCAGUGAGCACCCUGAGGAUACCGGCUGUUGAUGAAAAGUCCUUCAGAAGCAUCGAAUCGGCACACUCCUGGAGCACUCAGGAUCAGCUGGUGGUGGAAUGGCAGAGCUCCUCUCCAGACGUGGACACAUGGAUGGUCGAGUGGGUCCCAGAUCUUGACUCAGAGAUCUCCACUAUUUCCUGGGAAUCUGUGACUCACGCCAGGAACUGGACAAUCCAGCAAGAUAAAUUAAGACCUUUCUGGUGCUAUAACAUCUCUAUGUAUCCAAUGAUGCAGGGCCGAGUGGGCAAGCCAUAUUCUAUCCAGGCCUAUGUCAAAGAAGACACGCCGGGACAAGGACCUGUGACUAGGACGGAGAACAUUGGUGUGAAUACUGUCACAAUCACAUGGCAAAAGAUCCCCAAAAGUAAGAGGAAUGGUUUCAUUAACAACUACACCAUAUUUUACCAAGCAGAAGAUGGAAAGGAAUUCUCCAAGACUGUCAACUCCAGCAUCCUGCAAUAUGACUUGGACUCCCUGAGAAGAAAGACAUCAUACACUGUUCAGGUCAUGGCCAGCACCAGAGCUGGGGGGACCAAUGGCACCAGGAUCACCUUCAAAACAUUGUCAAUUAGUGUCCUUGAGAUUUUCCUUGUAACUGCUCUGGUUGGAGGAGGACUGCUGAUUCUCAUCAUCCUGACCAUGGUAUAUGGGCUCAAAAAACCCAACAAAUUGAAGCACCUCUGUUGGCCAAAGGUCCCCAAUCCUGCUGAAAGCAGCAUAGCCGCAUGGCCUGGAGGGGCAUUGAAGGAUAAACUAUAUCUGAAGGAUUUUGAUGACACUGUGAACACAGAGGAAGACAGGAUCCUAAAACCAUGUAUUGUUCCCCAAGAUCUUAUUGACAAGUUGAUAGUGAACUUUGAGAAUUUUCUGGAAGAGGUUUCCAUAGAGCCUACAAAAGAUCAGGAAAAUGUAUUGGGAGGGGAAGAGAAUGAAUAUGUGUACACGCCCUACAGGCCCUACUGUCCUGUGGAGAAGAGUUUUGAGGAUCCCUCCAUUUUGACCAAGAUUCCACCUGCGGAGUCCCUGCUAUAUCCUGAAAUGCCAGCAGGCAGCUGCUCAGAGUCCAAGGAGCAUCUUUCUUCCACACAGAGUUUAGGACCAGACCAUUUCAGUGAGGAAGAAGCAAUGAAUCCCUAUCUGAAAAAUUCAGUGACAACCAGAGAAUUCCUUAUGUCUGAAACACUGCUAGACCAAAGCCAGAGAGAAUGA